AUGUUCCAAGGUUCAACUUUCCUUAUCAUCAAAUCAUUAGAUUUAUCAGAUGAAUUAGCAGAAGAUAUUAAAAUAAAAUUAAAAACUUAUUAUGCAACUAAAAUAUAUAUAAAAGAUGAAUUUGAUAAUUCAAAAAAUUAUAUGAAUCCACCAAUUAUAACUCAUAUAAUAACAAGUUCAUUAGAAUUUAUAGAAUAUCAACAAGCUAGAAAAUCAAUGAUUCCAAUUAUAACUCCAAAUUGGUUAUAUAAUUCAUUACAAGAAAAACGUCAAUUAUCAAUAAAAUCUUUUAAUCCUGAUCCUUCUUAUUUUUUUAAAAAUUGUUUUAUAUGUUGUGCUGAUAAUUUACCACCUGGAGAUAAAGAAUUAAUUUAUGCUGGUAUAAAAGCAUUUGGAGGUAAUUAUCUUGAUAUUUUAAGUAAAUAUACUACACAUUUAAUAACACUGGAUAUGACUAAUGAAAAAGCUGUAAUUGCAUCAACAAUAAUUGUUGAUAAAGAUAGUAAAGAUCCAAUAACAAAUUUAAAAUUAGUAUUACCUCAUUGGAUUGAUCAUUGUAUAACAAUGGGUAAAAAAUUAGAUGAAGAAAAAUAUUUAUUACCUGAAUCUGAUUCUUUUGAUUUAAGUAAUAAUGAAAUGUAUUUUGGAGAUUUAUCAAUUGAUUUUAAAAAAGAUGAAUUAUUGUUGAAAGAUUCAAUUCCAUCUGAUAUAGCCUCCUCAUCAACUAAUCAAAUUGAUUUCUUUAAAAAUAAAAAAAUCCAUAUAAGUAAAGAUUUUAAUUUAUCUCAAAGAUUAAAUAAUUCAAUAAAAUACCUUAUUGAAAAACAUGGUGGUAUAAUUGUAUCACAAUUUAAUGAAGAUGAAAUUGAUAUAUAUUUAGGUAAAUAUCGAUCUGGAGAAGCAUACUUUAAAAGUAGAUUAAAUAAAAGAAUUAUAAUUGGAAAUUUACAAUGGUUUUAUUCAAUAUUAGUUACUAAAAAUUGGACAUUACCAUUAAAUUCAAAUAUUCUUUAUUAUCCAAUACCUUCAUCUCCCAUAGAAUCAUUUAAAAAUCUUAAAAUUUCAAUAACAAAUUAUAGUGGAGAUUCAAGAUCUUAUUUAUCAAAAUUAAUAACUUUAAUGGGUGGAAAUUUUACAAAAACUUUAACAAGAGAAAAUCAUUAUUUAAUUUGUGGUAAACCAGAAGGUAAAAAAUAUGAAGCUGCAUUAAAUAAAUGGGUUGAUUCAAAUAAUAAUCCAGAAGUUCAAAUAGUUAAUCAUUUUUGGUUAGAAGAUUGUUUUAUAAAAUGGGAAAAAUUAAAUGAUAAAGAUGAAAAAUAUAGAAAUUUUAGUAAAAUUGAGGAUUUAGGGUUGGAGCCAUUAGUUGGUAGAGUUACUUUAGAUGAUGAAGAUUUAGAUUUAACUGAAAAUUUAAGUAAUGAAACUGGAAAUAUUGAUGAUAGUAUGAGUGAAGAUGAAGCUACUCAAUCAAAAAACAAACAUAUAUUAUCUAGUAUAAAGAAUGAAGAUAAAGAUGAUCAAUUUUUAAAUGAACAAGAAAAACAACCGGCUUCUUCUUCACCUUCAGUAGAUGAAGUCAUAAGUAUAAUGUCUCCAAUAAAUGGAACACCAAAUAAAACAGAUAUAACAGAAGAUAUAAUUUCACCAAAAACUCCCAAAAACAACGAUAAUAAUAAUAAAGAUCUUUUUACAUUACCAAAUUCAAUAUCUCGUUAUGGAGGUAGAUCAGCUGCAAAAAAAGCAGCAGCAAAAUUACAUGAUAAUAUGACUGAUUUAAAUAAUUAUUUAGAAAUUUCAAAAAGUAAACAAAAAAUGAAAAAUUAUAUGGAACAAUUAGAUCAAUCAAAUAUAAAUAAGAAAAGAAAAUCUGAUGAAGAUGAAGAAACUACAAAAGUUAAAGAAGAAACUUUGUCAAAAGAUCAAAUAAAACGUCCUAAAACUGAUGAAUGUGAUAUUAUUGCAAUUAUGACAGGUUGUGAAUCAGAAAUUGAAUUAACUAAAACUCAAACAAUGAAAUUACAAUCCAUGGGUAUAAAAAUAAUAACAGAUUUAUCAAAAAAUAUUCCUAAUACAUUAAUAGCUCCAAAAAUAUUAAGAACUGAAAAAUUUUUAAGAAGUUUGAGUAAAGUCUCCAAAAUAAUUCAUCCAAAUUAUCUUAUUGAUAUAUUAGAUAAUUUUGAAAAUAACAACAUAUUACAUCAAUUUAAUAUUGAUGAUUAUUCAUUAGAUAAAAUAAAUUUAACAACUAACAAGGAAUUAGGUAUUAGACACAUAUCAACAAUUUUAAAUAAUUCAAAUAAAGGUAAAAUUUUCUCACAAAUUUCAUUAAAUUUAAGUGAAAAUUUAAAUGGUGGGAUAGAUGUUAUAUCAACAAUUUUAAAAGAUCAUGGAUUAAAAAAUUAUAAAGAAAUUAAAUCAAAUUCAUCAAAUUUUAAAAAAUCUCAAUUUAUAAGCUCACCUAAUGAUGAAAAAAUUAUAUUAAUUGCAAAUAAGAAAAAAGAUCAUAAAUUAAUUACAAGUUUUAAAAAUUCUAUACAAAAUGGUAUAAUAUUAAAUUGGGAUUGGUGUGUAAAAUCAAUUUUUUCAAUGAAAUUAAAAGAAUUUAAAGAAUUUGAAAUUUAA
Molecule: messenger RNA, 2622 nt
Organism: Lodderomyces pseudojiufengensis
Lineage: Eukaryota; Fungi; Ascomycota; Pichiomycetes; Serinales; Debaryomycetaceae
Gene: ESC4
Product: Esc4p
Exons: 1
Coding region: 1-2622 (873 amino acids)
Biological process (GO): DNA double-strand break attachment to nuclear envelope; double-strand break repair
Cellular component (GO): Cul8-RING ubiquitin ligase complex; nucleus
Source: RefSeq, a predicted model, not a curated record